CUUUGGCGCCCUAGAUAAUAAAAAGGUGUGUGCGGGUUGGGUUAAUGUUUGACGGGAACUUUAUAUAUCCUCCUGGCCGGCCUCUUGGAAUGCAAAGAACGCGGUGUGCUGCGCAGCCAAGUCAAACAGUACGUAACAGGGAGCGAACACACAACACAUGUUUCCAAUCCGCCGUCGCUGAGCUCUCCUAAACCCACCUACGUCAAACGAUCGAGGGGGUCCUGGGUUCGAUUCCCGUGAAUAAGAUAUAUAUUCUCCCUGCAGUUGGCAAGCCUGGAUUUCUGCUGUAAGGAACCGUGAAACUACAAGGUGAAGAUGGGAGGACACGGUACAACGAUGUCGCUACUUUGUUUGACCCUGGCCGUCUUGGCCGUGGAAGGAAUCGACCUAACCAGAACAUGGUCUCAGGGCCGAAACAUGAACAGUGGACGUGUUGGAAGGGACGUUGCCGUAAGCCGGUCCAAGCGUGCGUACUGGGACGAUUGCAGAAACGACGCCGACUGUAACGACGGCGGCAGAGAGGACGGCCUGUUGUCCUGCCAGGAACUUAUCUACGACAACGACCUCAGGCGGUGCCAGACGAAACGCUGUGUGCGGGACUCAGAGUGCGGUCGCCAGGGGAAGUGUGCGAUCGACCCGCUGGACGAGGCUGGCGGCUGCGCUAAGCGGUGUGACGGGCUGGACGACUGCGACUCCGGCGAGAAAUGUCACAAGGAAGCCGGGGACACCUUCGGAGCCUGUCAGUACAUCAUCCUAAAUAAGUGUAAUAUCAACUCGGACUGUGCUCAGAACGAGCGCUGUGCACGCCGGGACGGGGAGUCACGUGGUGCAUGCGGCCGGACCUGCAGCCGCCGAUCCGACUGUAAUGACGGGGAGGAUUGUAUCCGUGAGGCCGGGGCGAGGGAGGGGGCCUGUCGCUUCAUAGCGAAGAACUAAGAAUGGUCGAGCGACUCAUCCUUCCACAUAUGGUUGAGAGAGAGAGAGAAAGAAUCGGUACCAAUUGAUACCAUAACGUAUCCUCUCACACCAGACACAUGCCGCUUGUUUAUAUCAAACAACGGUUUAGCUGCCAUCCUUCGUUACUUUGUUUGCGUUUCUCAGCCGUCAACAACCAAUCACGUCGUCGCCUGCGGUCAAGAGGAAACGUGAUUGGCUGAUGACUUUCCCUCCAACAAUAGAAGGGGAGCGUUUCAUUGGGUGCUGACGGCUGGUAAGUGCUAACAAAGCGAGAAGGACGGAUCGCAGUUCAGUACAUGUACACCAGGCCGUUGCUUGACAUAUACUACUUAUCGGCGAGCCUGACAUAAGAGGAUGCUAUACAGUAUGUAUAUAAAAUCCAUAAAACCCAGCGUUGAAAGUCUAUGAUAACAGUGCGCUGAAUCUACAAUUCGUUAUUAUAGUAGUUAUACUUAUUAAGAUUAUAUAAGGGAAUUAUCGUCAAUUUUCCCUGACGUAUACCUCAUUGUAUUUUACGUGUUUUAAGUAUACGGUUAUACUAACCAUAUUACACGUAUAAUAAAUUCCUUAGUCGAAGCUACAAUGUGUAUUAUGCGCAUACAUGUAUCACCAAAUCACGUCAUAACUAUCAUUAUGGUACAAAUGGCUUGAGUUUUCGAAUUUUUACCAAACUUUAUGGAUAUGAUAUUAAAAUUGUUGUUUUGAGAUAAAAUGUGUAACCAAUGACAAUAUAAGUGUUCUUGACAAGAUACAGAUUGGAAAGUAGGUAAUACAUUUCUAUUCUACUUUUGUUACACCUAUUCCCGAUAACAAUUUUUGACGUGGUGUUGAUAUGUUAAAUAAAAGGAUACAUUUAAUGUGUA
This is a messenger RNA of Branchiostoma floridae (Florida lancelet), 1820 nucleotides long. Its product is annotated as cysteine-rich, acidic integral membrane protein-like. The transcript is spliced from 6 exons. The record is from RefSeq and is a predicted model, not a curated record. Bases 316 to 936 code for a protein of 206 amino acids. Lineage: Eukaryota; Metazoa; Chordata; Leptocardii; Amphioxiformes; Branchiostomatidae.